GCGCGCUCCGCCCCGCCCCAGCGCAAACUCGGUGCUCGCGUGCAUUUCAUUCCUGGUGUCAUUCCGCGCAUUCCGAGCAUCACAUUCCCGGCUGGCCCUCAAACACAAGAAUAACUUUACACAGUUCUCAAAAACUACACCAACCCACCUUAGGGAUACAUAAGGGAACGAUACAUAAAACAUAUCAGUCACGGACGUGUUUGAGUUGGCACGGCCGGGAGUUGCAGAUUUGAGGGGUACAUUUGCAGAGCUGUGAGAAAAUAUAGGGCAGAGAGACUUGUUGCUCGAACAUAUUUGUUCGUAUUUUUCCAUCCUCGACAUUUGAAAUCUUCACCUGUCCUUCAGGCGUGGCUCGGUGGUGCGGUGUGGUGAGCGGUGCGGUGCGGAGCGGAGCGUUUCCAUGGAUCCCAGCAACUGGAGCGGGAGCGAGGGCCCGGAGGAGGAGGACCUGGACCAGAUGAGCGACGGCGCCCACGACGACAAGCCCACGGACGGGGACGCCGAGGGGGUGUGGUCUCCCGACAUCGAGCAGAGCUUCCAGGAGGCCCUCGCCAUCUACCCGCCCUGCGGCCGCCGCAAGAUCAUCCUCUCCGACGAGGGCAAGAUGUACGGGCGGAAUGAGCUGAUAGCCAGAUACAUCAAACUAAGAACCGGCAAGACGAGGACAAGAAAACAGGUGUCUAGUCACAUCCAGGUUUUAGCAAGAAAGAAAGUGCGAGAGAUCCAGGCAGCCAUCAAGGUGUCUAGUCACAUUCAGGUGCUUGCCCGGCGGAAAUCUCGCGAGUUUCACUCCAAGCUCAAGGUGACAAGUAUGGACCAGGCGGUGAAGGAUAAGGCACUGCAGAGUAUGGCGUCCAUGUCCUCCGCUCAGAUCGUCUCGGCAACAGCCAUCCAUAACAAACUGGGCUUGCCAGGAAUCCCACGGCCAGCCUUCCCUGCUGCUGCUGGGCUUUGGCAGGGUAUGAUCUCCGCUGGCCAAGCAGGAUCAUCACAAGAUAUUAAGCCAUUUGUUCAGCAGGCGUAUCCCAUCCAACCUGCGGUAACCACGGCGAUCUCCAGUUAUGAGUCAGCCACAGCGCCCCCUAGUGGUCCAGCCUGGCAGGGCCGCUCCAUCGGCACCACAAAGCUCCGCCUCGUCGAGUUCUCCUCCUUCCUGGAACACCAGAGAGACCCCGACUCUUACAACAAGCACCUGUUUGUGCAGAUCGGCCAGACCAACCACUCACACAGCGACGCUCUGCUGGAGUCGGUGGACAUCCGUCAGAUCUACGACAAGUUCCCCGAGAAGAAGGGGGGGCUCAAGGAGCUCUUCGCCAAGGGGCCGCAAAACGCUUUCUUCCUCAUCAAGUUCUGGGCGGACCUGAACUGUAACAUCCAGGACGAGAGCGGGGCGUUCUACGGCGUGACGAGUCAGUAUGACAGCGCAGAGAACAUGACCAUCACCUGCUCCACGAAGGUCUGCUCCUUCGGCAAACAGGUGGUGGAGAAAGUAGAGACGGAGUAUGCGCGCUUUGAGAACGGCCGUUUUGUGUACCGCAUUAGUCGCUCUCCCAUGUGUGAGUACAUGAUCAACUUCAUCCACAAGCUCAAGCACCUGCCCGAGAGGUACAUGAUGAACAGUGUACUGGAGAACUUCACCAUUCUACUGGUGGUGACUAACAGAGAUACCCAGGAGACAUUGCUGUGUAUGGCGUGUGUGUUUGAGGUGUCCAACAGCGAGCACGGAGCCCAACACACCAUCUACCGCCUCGUCAAGGAGUGACACACGCACUCACACACUCCCUCAACCCCUACCCCCACCCCCGCUCUCAGCUCCAUCCCCAUUGGCUGAGAGCCUUGACAGAAGUGGCAGUGCCUCUAGCUCCGCCUACCCAGCGCUUGUCGCUGGUGAUUGGGUGAAAUUGUGUCUUAUUCUUUUGGUUUGUUUCGUCGGUGUAAAUAGUGUGUGUGUGUGUGUGUGUGUGUGACUGCAGCUGUGAUGCGGUACUCUUAUAUGAUGUUGUGAAGAUGUGGGUGUGGCCUCAGAAUUAUGUACAUAUGACAUCAGAUGUGGGAGGGGCUCAGCGCUUGGUCAGGUGACUCAGAGAAUCAAAACAAUUUAAAACAAUAAUAAAUAAAUAAUAAUAAUACAAUUAUAAUGACAAUAAUAAAAUACUCAAAUCCAAUCUCCCAACAGUGCCAGACCACACAGGUCACACACACUGUUCCCCUGACAGCCCCAGAAUGUUAGUGUGUGUGAUACGGGAGGGGUGUGGUUUGGGUGUGUGUGUGUGUGUGUGUGUUGUGCUAACGUAGCAUCUGGCUUUGAGGUUUGUUGACCUGACCCCUGCUGAGCCCCUCCUCUGAUUGGUCUGUGCCUUUAGGAGGGCGGGACCACACGUGCUUUUGACCAGUAGGUAGAGAGCGUGCCACCUGGCCUUCGCGACAGCCACCAGGCCUUAGCGACAGCCGGCAGGCCUUAGCGACAGCCGCCAGGCCUUAGCGACAGCUGAAAAGGAUGAAUCUUUGAUACUUUAUCAGAAUACCUACAGAAGCCACUUUUCUAUAGCUCACAUGUAUAUGUGUGUGUGUGUGUGUGUGUGUGUGUGUGUGUGUCACAUGUAUAUAGUCUGGAGAGACACAAGGACACUAGCCUUCUCCCCGUGGAGUCCAAACUGCCGAAUGUGUGUGUUUGUGUCGUCCUGAAUGUGUGUGUGUGUUUGUGUCGUCCUGAAUGUGUGUGUGUGUGUGUGUCGUCCUGAAUGUGCGUGUGAGCAUUUCUAUUCUUACAUCCCUUUUCCAAAGAGAAGUCAUUGAAAAAGCUGAAGUCUUUUUGACCCAGAGCUUGAGACAGGUGAAUGUGGUACUGACCGCUGUUAUUCUGUGUGAGUGUGUGUGUGUAUGUCUGUGUGUGUGUCAGUGCCCCCCCCCCCCCCCCCCCCCCCC
Clupea harengus (Atlantic herring) is the source of this 2925-nucleotide messenger RNA. Its product is annotated as transcriptional enhancer factor TEF-1. Lineage: Eukaryota; Metazoa; Chordata; Actinopteri; Clupeiformes; Clupeidae. The record is from RefSeq and is a predicted model, not a curated record. Gene Ontology annotation, cellular component: transcription regulator complex. Gene Ontology annotation, molecular function: DNA-binding transcription factor activity, RNA polymerase II-specific; RNA polymerase II cis-regulatory region sequence-specific DNA binding. Gene Ontology annotation, biological process: regulation of transcription by RNA polymerase II; embryonic organ development; hippo signaling.